This is a messenger RNA of Tachysurus fulvidraco (yellow catfish), 1104 nucleotides long. RefSeq names its product macrophage mannose receptor 1-like. The coding region runs from base 1 to 1104 and encodes 367 amino acids. The record is from RefSeq and is a predicted model, not a curated record. NCBI's taxonomy places the organism in Eukaryota, Metazoa, Chordata, Actinopteri, Siluriformes, Bagridae. The transcript has 5 exons.
AUGAGAGCCAUGUUUCAUCUUUUGCUGCUCUUAGGGUUCUGCACUACUGGGAUAUGUUCCUCUCGUCAGUUUCACCUCAUCAACGAGAAUAAAACUUGGGCUGAAGCACAGAGAUACUGCAGAGAGAAUUAUGUUGACUUAGCCAGUAUUGAUAAUGCUAAAGAAGAGCUGGCUCUUAUUAAUAUGACAGAUAUCAGGAAUAGCACGAAAACCUGGCUUGGACUAUAUGAUGAUCUGAACAGCUGGAAAUGGUCUCUGGAUGAUGAUUCUUUCUACAAAGAUGGAGAGAAAAGCUUUAGAAACUGGUAUAUAGUGAAGCCAAGCAACUGGAAUGGGAAAAGAAGAAUAAAUGCCAGUGAAAGAUACAUCCUAGUUAAUGAGUUCAUGAACUGGACUGAAGCUCAAAGAUACUGCAGAGAACAUCACACUGAUCUGGCUAGUGUAAGAAGUGAAGCUGAGGACCAAAAGAUAAGACUGUUAUAUAAUACUUAUUAUUUUUAUAACUCUCUUUGGAUCGGCCUGUACAGAACCAGGUCUUGGUCGGAUAGAAGCAACUCUUCUUUUAGCUACUGGAAACCUGGACAGCCAGAUAAUUCUGAUCAGAAUGAAUACUGUACUGCUGUGUCUUUUAAUAUUACCGAUUCUGGGAAAUGGACAGAUGAAAACUGCAAUAAAACGAUUCCAUUCUUCUGCUAUACCAUGUCAUCAACAUCCUCCCGUGUGUAUUAUUUCGUUACCGAGAAUAAGACCUGGACUGAAGCACAGAGGUACUGCAGAGAGAAUUACACUGACCUGGCUACCAUUGAGAACAUGGCAGAAAUGAACGAGCUCCUUAAUGCAGUAAAUAAUAGCUACUCAGAUUUGGCCUGGAUUGGAUUAUAUGAUGAUCCGGACAGCUGGAGAUGGUCUUUGGAUGAUGAGGGAUUCUACAGUGAAGGAGAGAAGGUGUUCACUGGGUGGUACCAUGAACCUAAUAACUACAACGGAAAAGAGCUGUGUGUGUUUAUUCGUUCUGACGGGAAAUGGGCUGAUGGAGAUUGUAACAAUGAUAUGACUUUUAUUUGCUAUGACGGUGAGAAAAUAUCAAAAACUUGGGUAGGAUGA